AUGACAUGCUCUGCUGCUGAUCUCAAAUGUGGAUGGACAGGUUUACGUAAUCAACUUGAUGAACAUAUUGCCCAUUGUACCUUUGAAUUAAUGAGACCUAUUCUUGGUCAAUUGCCUAUUAUGGCAGAGCAAAUGGAACGAAUUCAGAACGACAAUCACGAGUUUCAAUUACAAGUAAAUGGACUGGUACAUCGAUGCAAACAACUUGAAAUGAAAAUAAAUGGAUCUUGCAUGAUUCCAUUACGCGCUGCUGAAUUUGAUAUCAAUGCUAAAUGGACAACAAAUGGUUUGACUCUGAUAGGAGGCCAUGGACGAGGAAAUGGACUCAAUCAGCUCUCUCAUCCUCAAGGUUUAUAUUUAAAUGAUGAACAAACAUUCUAUGUAGCUGAUUUUUCUAACCAUCGUAUCGUUGCAUGGAAAUUAGGCGAAACAAAUGAAACAGUCGUUGCCGGUGGAAAUGGAGUAGGAAAUAGAGAUGAUCAAUUGAAUUAUCCAACUGAUGUCAUCGUUGAUAAAGAGAAUGAUUGUCUUAUCAUUUGUGAUCGGGAAAAUCGACGAGUAGUUCGAUGGUCUCUUCGAGAUUCAACAAGUGGAGAAACAAUCAUUUCGGAUAUUAGUUGCAACUGUUUGACAAUCGACGAUAAUAAAUCCUUCUAUAUCACUGAUAUUGGCAAUCAUGAAGUUAGACGAUGGCGUUUGGGAGAAACUCAAGGGGUAGUGGUGGCUGGCGGAAAUGGACCAGGUAAUCGUCUCGAUCAGCUCAAUUAUCCUACCUUCGUGUUCGUUGAUCGCGAUCAUUCAGUAUACGUGUCAGACUAUUAUAAUCAUCGUGUGGUAAAAUGGACAGAGAAUGCCAAAGAAGGAAUAGUUGUUGCAGGUGGUCAAGGCGAAGGCAGUUCCCUUAAACAAUCACAUUAUCCUGGAGGAGUCAUUGUUGAUCAGUGGGGCACUGUUUAUGUGGCAGAUAGUGAAAGUCAUCGAGUUAUGCGUUGGCAAAAAGGUGCGACAGAAGGAAAAAUCGUUGCUGGUGGAAAUGGCAGAGGAGCACAACCGAAUCAACUCAAUCGUCCAGCGGGAUUACUGUUUGAUAAAUAUGGAAAUCUCUUUGUCGCAGAUCAUGGAAAUCAUCGAGUACAAAAGUCUGAAAUUGUGACAUCAUGUUCUUGA
Messenger RNA from Rotaria sp. Silwood1, 1167 nucleotides. NCBI's taxonomy places the organism in Eukaryota, Metazoa, Rotifera, Eurotatoria, Philodinida, Philodinidae. The record is from the annotation of a GenBank genome assembly.